Molecule: messenger RNA, 2791 nt
Organism: Marchantia polymorpha subsp. ruderalis
Lineage: Eukaryota; Viridiplantae; Streptophyta; Marchantiopsida; Marchantiales; Marchantiaceae
Source: the annotation of a GenBank genome assembly
GGGUCCUCGAUCUGGAGUAUUAAGUCCUUCCGGUGGCCAACCCACCACUGGUCCAUCUUUGUAUCGCAUUUGUACCCACAGCUCUUUGGGUGGGCACAAGUACUUGAUGUGAUCCUAAGGAAGAGAGUUUCUGUUGCCAACUUCAUCAUUUUCCGUUAUCAAGCGCCCGAAGAUGGCCAGCUCUGGUGCCAAAGUCACUGUCGGAAUUUGCCCGAAGCCGCCGCUUCACAAGCCUCCCAAUGUAGGCGUUGAGCUUACUGGCAACGGGAACUUUCUCACACAUCCGUGGAAGCAUCCAGGCGAAGAGUAUCCACAUACUCCUGGCCUUCUUGGAAACCUCGAAGAGAUUUGCGACAUCGUCCCUCUCGGCAACUUACGAGAGAGCUCUACUAAAGUGAGUGCCGAUAACGAUCGACUUCUGGCGAAGUGUGAGUAUGAGCUCUUCAAGCUGCAGCAGCCGGAUGGCGCCAAAGUCCCUCAGGAGAGACGCGAGAAAGCGUUGGAAAUUGCGCGAACAUAUCAUGACAAAGUCAAGUCCAACUUCCUGGGAUUCCAAGCCAAUAUGGCCUGUUCUUUCUCGCACCUGUCACACUACCUCGACACCCAUGUGAAUAACAUCGGAGACCCUUUUGCCACCGGAAGCUUCCUGAAUCAGACCAAGUUCAUGGAGCGUGCAGUUUUGGACUACUUCGCAGCUCUCUGGAGAGCUGACUGGCCUCACGACAACUACACGCAAAGAAAAGAUCCCGAGGAUCCGAAUUUGAUGGCCAAACCGCAAAAUCCUUGCUCUUAUUGGGGGUUCGUCCUCUCGAUGGGAUGCACCGAGGGAACGUUGUAUGGCAUGUGGAAUGGUCGUGACUACCUUGCUGGCAAGGUGAUGCUUAUAGACGAGGCUCCCAAAGGUUCCACCAUAAAACCAGAGCCCAGGUACUUCAUUGCAGAUUUGGCAAUAAAUACAGAUUCCAGACAAAGGUCGGAUGCUGGAGCGUCCAAGACCCCACUUUGCUUCUUCUCAAACGAUGCACAUUAUUCCUUGAAGAAGACGAUGGUGAUCCUGAACAUAAAAACGUACUACGAUGUGGCCACGGAGCUGGGGCUGAAGGUCCCACCUGAAGUUGCGACGGCAGAAGGCCAGUGGCCCAAGCAAGUGCCUACGAACUUGGAUGGAACUGUCAAUAUCGAUGCUCUGGCAGUUCUGGUGGAGUUUUUCGCCAACCUUGGCUAUCCAGCCCUGGUCUGCUUCAACUACGGCACCACGUUCAAGGGUGCCUAUGAUGAUAUACAGGGAGCUGCCAACAAGCUCCUUCCCAUCUUCAAGAAAUACAAUCUUCUUGAAGUGGUAAGGACUUACACGGAUGCCAACGGAGAAAAACAAGAAUUUGCACGCCGUGGAUUUUGGUUCCAUGUGGAUGGGGCCUUGGGAGCAGCGUAUAUGCCUUUCCUGAAAAUGGCAAACGCGAAUGGUAUGUUCCAGACAGACAAACCGAUCCCGCAGUUCGACUUUUCCAUGCGAGGAGAGGAAGAGUUCAGUGAUAUUGAGCUCGUCUUCUCCAUCGGCAUGAGUGGACAUAAAUGGAUCGGAGCCCCGGUGCCCACUGGCGUGUACAUGACCAAGACCAAAUUCCAGCUGAAGCCGCCAGAGAAGCCUGAGUACAUCGGAACUCCUGACACCACCUUCGCUGGCUCUCGCAGCGGUCUCGCCUCUGUGUUCCUCUGGGACUACUUGAGCCGCAACUCUUACAAUGACCUCAUGGUCAAGGCGGUCUACACCGAGGCCAUAGCCACCAAGCUGUUUGACAAACUCGUGGAGCUCGAUAAGAAGGUUGUAGCAGGUGAACUUCAUCCAAACCUGCCCAUAGCACAAAGUUUGUGGGUCCAACGUUCUGAGCUCUCGCUCGGGGUCAUCUUCAGGCGACCGAGGGACGAGAUCGUCGAGAAAUACUCGCUGUCCAAGGAAGAAGAGACUAAGGAAGAUGGACUCCACCUUCUUGUCCACGCUUUCGCGAUGGAGCAUGUUACUUACGACAGAAUCGACAGUCUUAUCGUGGAUCUGUGCCAGGAUGACGCUUUCGCUGUUAACGACGAGGCAUUUUCAACUCUUCUCCACCGAUUCAAGUUAGAGUGGUAACCUGAAGUGCACAUCUGAUGGCGACGUCAUCAGUUGAGGUGUGUGACGUUGUGUUUAGGAGUAGAUUUCGGAUAUUCUCCAGAAUGAUCUGCCAUAGCACAUGAUUGUCCGUCUCUUGGUUUGCUGAGGAGUAACUACAAGAUCGUUAUUUAGCUAAGAUCUCGCCGAAUAUCCUGUAUCUCGGUAGAGUGGUUGACGGUAGAGUGGUUGACGAGUUGUAAUGCAUAUGAAAAUAAUGCAGUGAUCCGUAUUUAUCUACCUGUUUUCGGACUUCGGACUAUCUACGAGCCAUAUGGGAAGUGAUCAAAUCUCAAGUCCAAUCACAUCGUUUAUCGCCGGGGACCUUAUGAGCACUGAAGUUACUUGUCUCCUCGGCAAAUUCAGAAUUGCACAGUACACUGCUCGUUAUAUGGUAUGAGUAGAGAUGGCAACAAUUGUAUGAUCGUAAGAUAUAAUAAUACUAAUGGUGUAAACACCUUACUAUGUUAGAUAUCUGAUGAGUUCUGAUAUGACCAUGAAGUCAUAACACAGUUAUAAUAGGUCAGUACUGAAUAAAUUUAGUGUAACAUUUCGGGCUAAACAGUCAGAAGCCAUUAUGGUACAGUAUUACGGAUUGUUCUCAAAAAUUUCAAAAGAUCUUGCAAUGACAAAAAGUUUGGUUCA